AUCUCGGCUAUUUCACAAGGACUCUCUGGCCCACGCACUGUUUAACCAUAGUUGACUGAUUUCUUUUUGGCCUCGUAAAAGCCGAACACGAAGAAGAAAAAGCACAAAACUUUCGUUAUUACGACGUCGUUUUUGACUUUCAAACACAAUAAGCCUCUAAAAAAGCAUUCCUCGAAAGGCUUUUGAUACAUAGUUGAAUUGCACGUUCUUUAUCUGCGAAAAUUUUCAGCUCUAAAUCCUGAUUUUUUAUUAUUUUGCAUUUUGUGAUUUUGAAUUGUGACUACAAUGGACGGUCAGAAACAGGGAACUGGUUUUUUCGCCUCCAUAGCCUCUACCUUCUCCGCCAUGUCCAAAUCUGUUAAUGGUUUGCUAGGUUAUGAAGGACUAGAAGUCAUAAAUCCCGAAGGAGGCACCGGUGAUGCUGAAACUGAGGCUCAAAAAGGCAGAUGGAAGCAAGAGGACCGUGACAGUUAUUGGAAAAUGAUGCAACGGUAUAUUGGGUCGGAUAUCACGUCAAUGGUGACACUUCCAGUUCUCAUCUUUGAGCCCAUGUCAAUGCUUCAGAAGAUGGCAGAGCUAAUGGAAUACUCUCAUCUAUUGAAAUUGGCUGAUGAAUGUGAGGAUCCUCACAUGAGACUGGUUUAUGCUGCUGCUUGGUUCGUUUCUGUGUAUUACGCUUUGCAAAGGACCUGGAAGCCAUUUAAUCCGAUUCUUGGCGAAACUUAUGAAAUGGUUAAUCAUGAUGGCAUCACAUUUAUUGCCGAGCAGGUGAGCCAUCACCCUCCAAUGAGCGCAGCUCAUGCGGAAAACAACCAUUUUGUGUACGAUAUUACGUCAAAGGUGAAGACCAAGUUUUUAGGGAAUUCAGUCGAUAUAUAUCCUGUUGGAAGGACAAGGCUGACCCUUAAAAAGUCGGGCGUGGUUUUGGAUUUGGUCCCUCCUCCUUCGAAAGCAAACAAUAUCAUUUUCGGACGAACGUGGGUUGAUUCGCCCGGUGAUAUGAUUUUGACUAAUCUCACCACAGGAGAUAAGGUUGUUUUGUAUUUCCAACCCUGUGGGUGGUUCGGUGCCGGUCGAUAUGAAGUGGAUGGAUAUGUAUACAAUGCCGAUGAAGAACCUAAAUUCUUGAUGACUGGAAAAUGGAACGAGUUCAUGAGCUAUCAGCCUUGCGAUUCUGAAGGAGAACCAUUGCCCGGCUCCAAACUGGAAGAGGUUUGGAAGGUUGCUGAUGCCCCAAAAGACGAUAAGUUUCAGUACACGUAUUUUGCGCACAAAUUAAACAGCUUUGACACUGCACCAAAAAUGUUACUCCCUUCGGAUUCUCGCUUGCGUUCAGACCGUUUGGCGCUCGAGCAUGGUGAUUUAUCCAAAGCUGGUUUGGAAAAGAGCAGACUUGAGGAGAGGCAACGAGCCGAAAAGAGAACAAGGGAGGCAAAUGGCGAGGAGUUUAAACCCAAGUGGUUCGAUUUAACGAGUGAAUUAGCUUCGACACCUUGGGGCGAUUUGGAAAUUUACACUUUCAACGGAAAAUACGCGCAACAUCGUGCCUCCGUUGAUCAUAGCUCGGAUAGAGGAUCGGAAAUCGAUAAUUCGCCCCUCGAGUUCAAUCCAUGGCAGUAUCAGAAUUUGUCUGUUGCUGAAGCAUAACUAUUCUUUAUUCUCUAUUUUCCAAAAGAGUCCCAUAGUCGUACUAUAUAUUUGUUUUUCACCCUGAUUUUAUCUUUAUUUUCAUUUUCCGUACGUCUUUAGUUUUCAUUUUCAUGUGGCUAGAAUUCGCUGAAGUUCGGACCACUAUGAUGUUGUGUGACUGUGUGUGUGUGUGUAUAUUGUGUCUCCAAUUUAGCAUGAAUAUGUCCAUUGUGAUUGAUCUACUCUUACAACAUAAUCAAAUUUCAGAAAGGCUAAAUUGAAAAUUUGGUCUUAUUAGAUUAUGA
Messenger RNA from Striga asiatica, 1934 nucleotides. Lineage: Eukaryota; Viridiplantae; Streptophyta; Magnoliopsida; Lamiales; Orobanchaceae. The record is from the annotation of a GenBank genome assembly.